CCCCCGACUGUGUGCGCACUCCUGCUUCACAUGUCUUUAUCAAGCAGCAUGUUGACUUUCAGUCCUAAAUGUGAGCAAAGAAUGUAGGGCAAGACAAAUGAACCAACAAGAGAAGUACAGCAUGCUGGUGUACAGUGCGUCUUAACUGUCCGUUCCUCCCGAAUAGGAGAGCAUCGGCUCCCGAGUCCGGUCAAAUUCCCCCAGUCUGUCAUCGAGGACAUGCCAGGUUGUGUCCAGAUGGAGGGCGAGCACAUCGAGCACAAUAGUUUCUUUGCACACAGGAGACCAGAGGACAGGAGGCGGUUGCUGUGCACUCUGCAGGCAAAACCACUCUGGCUGACUGCUUGGUGGCAAGUAAUGGCAUCAUAUCCAGUCGACUGGCAGGGAAGGUGAGGUAUCUGGACAGCAGAGAGGACGAACAGGACAGAGGAAUCACCAUGAAGUCCAGUGCCAUCUCUCUGCACUACAGUAAUGGAGAUCAGGACUACUUACUGAAUCUGAUCGACUCUCCCGGUCACGUCGACUUCUCCUCCGAGGUGUCCACUGCUGUCAGGUUGUGCGACGGUGCCGUUGUAAUCGUCGACGCUGUGGAGGGAGUGUGUCCCCAGACCCAGGUGGUGUUGCGUCAGGCGUGGCUGGAGAACAUCCGGCCUGUUCUAGUCAUCAACAAGAUGGACAGACUCAUCAUGGAGCUGAAGCUCACUCCUCAGGAAGCCUACACCCACCUGCAGAAGAUUCUGGAACAGGUGAACGCAGUGACAGGAUCUUUGUUCAUGUCCAAAGUGCUGGAGGAGCGAGCGGAGAAGGAGGAGAAAGAGAGCGAGACGACAAGUGGUGACCAGGUUUACGACUGGAGCGCUGGGCUGGAGGAGACCGACGACUCUCAGCUCUACUUUUCUCCCGACCAAGGGAACGUGGUCUUUGCCAGCGCCAUAGAUGGAUGGGGCUUUAGCGUCAAGCAGUUUGCUCACAUCUACAGCGAGAAGAUGGGUAUUAAAAGGGAGUUGCUGCUCAAAACCCUGUGGGGAGAUUUCUACCUCAAUGCAAAAGCAAAAAAGAUCAUGAAAGGAGCUCAGGCCAAAGGAAAGAAGCCACUGUUUGUGCAGCUUGUGCUGGAUAACAUUUGGAGUUUGUAUGAUGCAGUUGUCACAAGAGACCAGGAGAAGGUGGUGAAGGUGGUGACGUCACUUGGAGUAAAGGUGAUGGCCAGGGACUCUCGUCACUCUGACCCGAAAGUCCUCUUAUCUGCAAUCUGCAGCCAGUGGUUACCUGUAGCCCAAGCUGUCCUCUCGAUGGUGUGUGAGAAGCUACCCAGUCCUUUAGACAUGGCAGCAGAGCGUGUGGAGAAACUGAUGAGUGUUGGAGCGCGACGAUUUGACUCACUCCCCGAACAGACUCAGGAACUGAAAAGAGCGUUCCUCCAGUGUUCCAGCGCGGAAAAUGCUCCAGUAAUCGUCUUUGUGUCCAAGAUGUUUGCCGUGGACACCAAGGCCUUACCUCAGAACAGACAGAGGACAUUAACUCCGGAGGAGAUUGGCCAGCGCAGAGAGUUGGCCCGACAGAGACAUGCUGCCAGGAUGGCAGCUGGUCAGACAGCAGCAGAGAGCAACAAAGACCACAUCCACUCAGGGAGUGUGCCACAGGAAGGCCAACCUUCAGGCAUCUGCACAGCUAAAAUGGAGAAUCUGACAUUGAAAGACUCCAAGCCAGAGGAGUCAGCAGAGCAGAGGGAGACCUUCAUCGCGUUUGCCCGGGUCUACAGCGGGGUGGUCAAGAAAGGACAAAGAGUAUUUGUGCUAGGACCAAAGUAUGACCCCACCCAGGGACUGAGCAUGCUGCCUGAGAGUUGCAGUGCUUCAGACUUUGUGCCCGACGUGCCUCAUCUGUCCUGUUGUUCCAUGGAAAGCAUCUAUCUGCUCAUGGGCCGAGAGCUAGAAGAGCUAGAGGAGGUGCCUGCAGGAAAUGUCCUGGGAAUUGGAGGUCUGGAGGAGUGUGUCUUGAAGUCAGCCACCCUGUCAACCUCCCCCGCCUGCCCGCCCUUCAUCCCUCUCAACUUUGAGGCCAGACCCAUUGUGAGGGUUGCAAUAGAACCUAAACACCCAAGUGAGAUGCCAAAGCUGGUGCGUGGGAUGCGCUUAUUGAACCAGGCAGAUCCCUGUGCUGAGGUACUGAUUCAGGAAACGGGAGAACAUGUUCUGGUCACUGCUGGAGAGGUUCAUCUCCAACGCUGCCUAGAUGACCUCCGAGAACGGUUUGCUAAAAUUGAAUUCAGCGCAUCCAAGCCCAUCAUUCCAUUCAGAGAGACCGUGGUACGUCCUCCUAAAGUGGAUAUGGUGAAUGAAGAGAUGGGCAAGCAGCAUAAAGUAGCCAUCAUUCACCAGAUGAAAGAGGAGGGCUCACAGGGCCGUUCAUCAGACAACCUCCACGUGGACCCCAGUGGUCUGGUGACCCUCACCACUCCAAACAGACUGGCCACUGUCAGCGUCCGGGCAAUCCCCCUGCCGCAGGAGGUGACGUGUCUGUUGGAGAGUAGCUCAGAGCUGAUCCGGACUAUGGAGCAGGUUAACAUGUCCCUGAGGGAGGGGAAGAAUCUGGACAUCAACCCCGCCACCCUGGAGGCCAUGGUUGGACUCAAAGCCCAGCUGGAAAACCUUCUGCAGGGGAGGAAGUGGCGGAACGCUGUGGAGCAUAUCUGGGCUUUUGGUCCUCGCAGGUGCGGUCCCAACAUUCUGCUGAACAGCGUGGAGGGCUACCAGCGGCCCUCGGUGUGGCAGUGUCUGGGCAGGGUUGACGACGUUGACGAGGCUGGAGCUCAGGCCGCAGUUCUGCGAGACUUCGAUAACAGCAUCAUCAGUGGCUUCCAGCUUGCAACUCUGUCAGGGCCUUUGUGUGAGGAGCCCCUAAUGGGAGUUUGCUUCUCCAUCGAGAGGUGGGACGUCCAGUCUUCAGCCGCACCUCAGAGUCAGGACUCCAGAUUCUGUGAGGAUUUAGCAGAGAGCAAAGUGGAGAGGAGCAGCGAGGCCACAGAAGCAGGGCCGAGCCAGGCCAGACGCAGGCCAGACGCUGCCUCUGCAGACUGCUACGGGCCAGUAUCUGGCCAGCUUAUCGCCUCCAUGAAGGAAGCCUGCCGCCAUGCCUUCCAUGCUCAGCCCCAGAGGCUUAUGGCCGCCAUGUAUACCUGUGAGAUCAUGGCCACCGCUGAGGUGCUGGGCAAAGUGUACGGUGUGCUGGGGAAGCGAGAGGGUCGUGUCCUCCAUGAAGAAAUGAAGGAGGGGACGGACAUGUUUAUCAUCAAGGCUGUUCUGCCUGUGGCGGAGAGCUUUGGAUUCGCGGACGAGAUCCGCAAGAGAACCAGCGGAUUGGCCAGUCCACAGUUGGUCUUCAGCCACUGGGAGGUUCUCAGCAGCGAUCCAUACUGGGUUCCCACCACCGAGGAAGAAUACCUGCACUUUGGUGAGAAGGCCGACUCUGCUAACCAGGCACUCAAAUACAUGAACGCUGUCCGCCGCCGCAAAGGCCUCUACGUGGAAGAGAAGAUAGUGGAGCAUGCAGAGAAGCAGAGAACACUCGGCAAGAACAAGUAGAGAAGAAAACCCCACAGGAAUAGCUUCUCCUGCCGGGCCACCGGACACUGCUGACAUCCACCCAGGAUUCUGCGCACCAUGAACUGUGCUCCUCCAUCAGUGACAAUCAGAACUAUUACAGAGGCAGCAGUCACUGUGUUUCCAAAGAUGCACGUAUCACGUGACGGUGUUCCCACAGUUACUACAACAACAACAGAAUAAACUCCAUAAUACACAUAUUUUGAUCAAAUGAGAAGAAAGUGUGAAUAAAGUGUUCUUCACAUGCAACAUGUAUCGAAUUUCUAGACUCUAACCGUUUUAAGUUGUUCUAAAGAGCGCACUUUCCCAUUCACUUGAAUGGUCACGCAUGAUGACGUCAUGAGCAGUAAAUACUAAACAAUGAAAUGGCCCCAUAAUGGUAAAUUAAAUAAACAAAUGUGCUAGAA
Messenger RNA from Scophthalmus maximus (turbot), 4009 nucleotides. It is a transcript of the gene efl1, whose product is annotated as elongation factor like GTPase 1. The transcript is spliced from 22 exons. Bases 438 to 3584 code for a protein of 1048 amino acids. The record is from RefSeq and is a predicted model, not a curated record. Lineage: Eukaryota; Metazoa; Chordata; Actinopteri; Pleuronectiformes; Scophthalmidae. Gene Ontology annotation, biological process: cytosolic ribosome assembly. Gene Ontology annotation, cellular component: ribonucleoprotein complex; cytosol. Gene Ontology annotation, molecular function: GTP binding; GTPase activity; ribosome binding.